UUGCCUUGUUUGCACCAUGAGAGGAUCCACCAGGUGCCUGAGCGCUGCGCCAUCGUACUGGCGCUGCGGUUGUGCUGCCCGCUGCGCGGAAUGGCCUCUCUGGACCUGCCCUACCGCUGUCCUCGCUGCGGGGAGCACAAGCGCUUCCGGAGCCUGUCGUCCCUACGCGCCCACCUGGAGUACAACCACACGUACGAGACCCUCUACGUCCUCUCCAAGUCCAACAGUGUAUGCGACGCCGCCGCUCUGCUGCCCCUGGUGGCGGAGGGAGCCCUCCUGGCCCCUGCCAACAACAACGACCCUUUCGAGCCUCUCCGGCCCUCCGCUUUAAAGGAGCGGCAUUUCGCCUGCCGCGAGCUCCCGUGCGCCGACGACCUGAGCCUGACCCCGGCCAACUCUAGCUCCGCGGCCGGGUACAUCCCGAAUGUGGAAUUCCCUCUGGGGGAUAUUUUCAUGAAGAAAGCAAUGACUUCUACAGAUCCAGGUCCCCAUGGAAACACGAGCACGGCCGUAGCGGUGGCGGCCAAUGUGGCGGCCAGUGCGGUGGAAGCCGCGUACGAGGAGGGCCUCGCCAGGCUGAAGGCUCGCGCAUUCGAGCGGCUGGAGCUUGAUGAGAGGCUGGAGAAGCUGUCAGAAGAGGUGGAGCAGAAAAUAGCAGCUCGUGUAGGCCGGCUUCAGGCAGAGCUGGAGAGGAAGAGCUCUGAGCUGGAGCGGGCCAAGCAGGAGAGCGAGCGACUGAGCCAGGAGAAACAGGACCUUGAGAACAAGGCCUCCGAGCUCUCGCGGCAGGUGGACGUCUCAGUGGAAAUGCUGGCGAACCUAAAGCAGGACCUGGUGAACAAAGAGACGGAGCUGAACCACAAACAGCAGGAAGUGGCCCAGAUUGACCAGUUCCUUCAGGAAACAGCGGCACGUGAAGCCAAUGCUAAGGUACGCUUGCAGGAGUUUAUCGAGGAGCUGUUGGACCGAGCCGACCGUGCUGAGAAGCAGCUGCAGAUCAUCAGCAGCUGUGGCACCACACCCAACGGCAGCCUGGGACGCUGCAGCCUGCAGGCUUCAAAGGGCACUGGACGCCAGAGAAACUCCAGCAUCUCGGGGAGCACUCGAGGAAUGUAUCAAGUGUCGGAGAGGCGCUCGUCCCCCAGCACAGGAGCCUCAGGAAGGAUCAAGUCUGUCUCGCAGGGCUCUGGAGGGUACGACAGUGACAGUGUUGAGAUGCAUCCCAUGGAGGAGUGCCCGGAGGCACAGUACUAUCACAUGCAGUGCCGGAUGAACGAGGGGGGUUAUGAGCGUUCCCCCAGUUGUGGAUCCAGAAACUGGGGCCUGCGUAAACAGGCCAUCCAGAACUGGCAGCGGCGACCUUACAGGAACAGCACGGAAGGGGAGGAGGGAGACGUGUCCGACGUGGGCUCCCGGACCACCGAGUCCGAAGUGGAGAUGUGGGAACAAGAGAGGAGGGCUGUGGCUGAGGUCCAGCAGUCUGCUGCUCCCUAUCCUCACCACAGCAGGGCAGCAUAUCGCUCAAACGCAGGUCGGUCUGAAGGUGUUUACUCCAAGCAAUGUCGCCACGAAAAGAGCCCAUCCAAAUCCAACGAGGUGAUCAGCCCAGAGAUCCUAAAGAUGCGCGCAGCCCUCUUUUGCAUCUUCACGUAUCUGGACACCAAAACGCUGCUCAGAGCUGCCGAGGUCUGCCGCAACUGGAGGUUUGUGGCCCGCCACCCAGCUGUGUGGACCAGAGUGCUGCUCGAGAACGCUCGCAUUUCAUCCAAGUUCCUGAGCACCUUGUCUCAGUGGUGCACUCAGACACACUCUCUGAUCCUUCAAAACCUUAAGCCAAGACAGCGGGGCAAGAAGGAAACGAAGGAGGACUACCUUAAAAGCACACGUGGCUGUCUUGAAGAAGGUCUGGAGGCGUUGUUAAAGGCCACAGGAAGUAACUUGUUAAUUCUGAAGAUUUCCCACUGCCCAAACCUGCUGACGGAUCGCUCCCUUUGGCUGGCAAGCUGCUAUUGCCGAGCCCUGCAGGCUGUAACUUACAGGAGUGCCACAGAUCCAGUUGGUCAGGAGGUGAUUUGGGCCCUUGGGGCAGGUUGCAGAGACAUUAUUUCUCUUCAGGUGGCACCUCUACACCCUUGCCAACAACCCGCCCGCUUCAGCAACCGAUGUCUGCAGACUAUUGGAAGAUGCUGGCCACACCUCCGGGCUCUCGGCGUGGGUGGAGCUGGAUGUGGGAUUCAGGGACUGGCCUCGCUGGCAAGGAACUGCAUGCGUCUGCAAGUGUUAGAGCUGGACCAUGUGAGUGAAAUCAACCAGGAGGUGGCAGCAGAGGUUUGCAGAGAGGGUCUAAAAGGCCUGGAGAUGCUGGUCCUCACCUCCACGCCCGUCACCCCAAAAGCUUUGCUGCACUUUAACAGUGUUUGCCGCAACCUCAAGUCCAUCGUGGUUCAGAUUGGUAUUGAGGACUACUUUGAGGACCCCAAUAGCCCAGAGGCGAGAAAGCUGUUUGACGAGAUGGUCAACAAGCUGCAGGCUUUAAAGAAAAGACCGGGCUUCUCCAAAAUCCUCCACGUGAAAGCCGACAGCCUCUGCUAACACCUUUUCUGCAGUCUUAGCUCCCUGAAAGGCCCAGUCGCGUCUUGAGUCAACCUAAAGGACCCUGCAGGUGUUAGCCCUCUCACUGGAGUUGAAUGCAUUUGCUGCACAAACGAGAUGCGAUCGACGCGUUGAAGAAGGACCAAUGCUCAGUGGGCUAUUUUUCAGUGGUACAAAUCUAAAACAGAAAAAACUAGUAUGCUAAAUAUGUUCUUAAUGUCGGUGAGGCCGUUAGACUUAAAGUGGCAUUUGGGAUCCAGUGAAGUUUGAACUUUGCAUUCUGGAGAAACAGAUCUCUGAUUCCUCCCUCUGCUGUCAUUCGCUUUCACCAUAAAAGUGACUGUGUCAUGGCACAGUCAGAUCCCUUCCUUCAGAACUUUAGAGGUUGUCGGCGGUGCUGCGUUUUUACCGCGUGCGUCACACAACGGCCGAUUACAAUACCACUCGCCGCCAACAUCUAAUGAGCAGGAACACAUUAUUAAGCCUAUGUACUUUCCACAAGUGUUUCUCAACAGAGUCUCGUAUGUGAGGGUUAACAGGAGCUUUAUGUCUGAGGGAGUAAAGAGGAAGUGAAGAAAUACCCAGCCUUUCCCGCACAACUGUACAUUGAAACAUCGUGAACACUCACCGCUUCCACCCUGAACCGAAAUGUGCUGCGCUCCGGAGGGUGUAAAGACACAUGGACCUGCUCCCAGUGCAUGGCAACGCUGUUUUGCCUCAUCCCUUUUCUCUGCUUCCCUCUGCGAUCAGGAUAAUAUCACUAAUCUGGAUGCUCUGCUCGCAUCACUGGACCGGUUUGUGUCAGAGGGCCCAUGGUAAGCGGUGCCACUUGUGACAGCAUCUGUUCCCUACCCCUGCGAGCGUUUUCUCCAAUGUGCCAUUAAUGAGGGGAGAGGGACCACACAAUGCAGAUGUUGAAUCACCACAGCUUAAAGAAAAAAAAAAGUUCUGCAGUUUGAUUUGAGUGGAUGCAAAUAUAACAUAAGGUGUUGUUGUGUUUCUUAUAGAACAAAAGGUCCAGGUUUGUACUGGUGUUGUCGUGUUUGUAUUUCACUUGUUUUCUCCAAAGUAAAUGGUGCCAUUCUAAUCGGCGGGCCUCACAAUGACUAGCCCUGAAUCUCAACACCUGACAUCCUGUGCCUCCCUCUGCUGGUGAUCCCGUGCAAAAACACAGUUGGGGAGACGUCCCAUUUUGCGGCAUGGAGCAAGUAUUAUCAUUUCUGUGCAGAACUUGGACUCAAGUGAUCAGAUUUUGGAAUUGGGAAACUCAUAUUAUUGCUGUCUAGAGUAUCUUGCCGGAAUUCUAUCAGAGUAUGAUCAGCAAAACCUACUGAAAAAUAGUGCUUGUGGUCUGGGGUUUGUGUCGGUUUAGAUUUAUCUUUCAACUGACAAACUGGGAGACAGAUUGAGUGCUGAAGAGAUAUGUGUUUAUUUGGUUUUAGUUUUCUAAGGGUUUUCAGGAACUUAUGUGUCAUCUUUGUCUUUGAUACAUUAGACAGCGGUCAGAAUGCUCUCGAGCUAUAUUCACACUACCCGUGGCAUUGUUUAGUGGUGAUCCAGCUCCAAUUCACUGAUGGUCAGAUUUGACAGUUCACAGGAGCCGUGCAUCUGAUUUCCCUCUGAUCUUGACUGCCUAUGCUGAGAUUCCCUUUUGUGUGUCCCAGAAGGUCCAGAAAACAUCAUAUUUGUUUGUGAUAUAACCACUGUGGAGUAUAUGUGAAAACAUGCAAAAAAAGUAAAGGGAAUGCAUCCAAAUAUUUUAAUGGCAUUAAGCCCUUAAAGAAAAAAAAAUGUGUUCAAUUGUGAAGGAAAACAUUAAGAAUAGUGACAGCGAGAACCUUAACAUUUGCAGUUUCAGUGGUUAGUGGUUAGUGGCGUUAUUAGACUGCUGCAGCAACAACUUUCAGCUCAUGCAUGUAAGCAAAAAGCCACGUGAAAUCUCAUGGGUUUUUACGCCGCAUCGCCUGUGCUUCAGACCACUCUUCAUUUGAGAGAAUUCAGUGGCAAAGUAGAUUCAAACUGUUGAAGAAAUGGUGUAAAAAUGGUGGUAUAUAAAAUCCCAGAUUCUCUGUUUAAGCCUCUUCUUGUGUAACAUUUGCCUUGGCUCACACAUUAGAACUUGUUUCUGAUUCUUGGAACUGACAAAGCUUGGGCCGCUGCCUACUGUAACCAAGACAGUACUUGCUCAUAAGUAAUUAUCACAACUCCAUGUAAAAGAAACUAAAAUACUACUUAAAAUGUGGGCCAUAAGAAACCGAUUAUGGACAGGCCAGAUCUCACAUUUUCAUUGAGCUUUUUUAAGUUGAUACACAAUAUGGACCAAAAACCUGAAUUUGUCUUCUUCAGGCCAUCCAAGCUUAUGACAUACGAAAAUAGCUUAUGCUCAUAAGAACCAUUUUGAGUGGGGAAAAAAAUCAACAGUUUGAAAACGGAUUCGAAAAUAAAUCAUUCUCAAGGCUCAUUUACCACUAGCUCACCACCUGUUUCCUGACAGCAGUUCUCUUCUCUCAGUGGUUGAAAGUCUUAACAAUGCUGUGGAGGCUUCCAGGUUGACACUGUCCUCUGGUAACAAAGGCCAACUUCUGUUUUUUCAGACUACUUAUGAGAAGUGUAACUACUUAUUGCUGAUGAGAUGGGAGAAGUGUCAUGGGUAACCAUUUCCACAUGUUCCUCCACUUCUGCAUAUAAUUGAUCUACAUUAGUUCUGACUUUCUGCUCAGUUUAACUAAAGGACAUAGGUUGGGGGGGGGGUGCCCAUUUAUGCCCACACUAUGGAGAAAACACAAAGCACUUGUUGAUUUUAAGUUUUAGACAAUCCUGCCUUUGUUAUCAGCUACUCUGUAUAUAAUGUUUGUAAAAAAAAAAAAAAACGAAAAAAAAGAGUUGACGUGUGUUGUUAACAUGAAAUAUUAAGGUCAUGCGUCAGGAUGGAACAGUGGAAGUUUACUGGCCUUCAUCCUGUCAGAAUUUUCUCUCCAAAGCUGAACGAAAGACAAACAUAGAGAAUUAUAUUAUGUAUAACAGUAGUGUUGAAAUUGCAGUUGUGUAUUAGAUACUUUAUAUUAAAUGUGCAUCAGAGUCAUAUAGAGAUGGAAAUUAUUUAAGAAGAGGACAAAAAUGAUAAUUGAGCUAUUUAUUUCUAUAAAAGCGGCGCUGUGUAUACUGUUGGCAUGUUUGUGUUCAUGCAUCAAUCAUUACGUUGCCUUCUUAAAUGUUCUGCUACUGUGGCAAGGAAAUUAUUAGAUGUUUAAAGAGCUUUGAUUGCCUGCAGGUUAAUUCUUUAUUUUAUCGCGUCUGUUGUUGCACUAUAGAAAAAAAAGAAAUGGAUAUUUCAGAUGUUUAUUAUAAGAGUGUUGUUUUAAAUGUUUCUCAGUAUUUGACAAAAAUAUAUAUAUAAAAUGCACUUUUUUCUUGAACACUGUCCUCGGCCAGCUGGUCGUCCGCUUAAUCAGAAGUUUCUGUUGGCAGAACAUCUGUCGACGUCCACUCGUGUGGAACAUGCAUGUUGGAUUCCAUGAGAGGAAGACAUGGGAAAUGCAUUGACAACUUGCAAACCUGUAAUAGAAGAACAGUUUGUCUUAUUUCUCUUAACACCAUUAGUCAUUUGAUUGGGAGGUCGACUAUCGAAACCGAUUUAAAUACAUUCAAGUGCUUUUUAAGUUGCCAUUAUGACCUUACACUCAGCUCAGCUCUUUCUGUUUUACACUCUAAAUGUAGCGUUCAUAGCAUCGGCCCAUUUGUUUUGGCGGUGAAAGCGACCUGCUGCGGGUGCUGCGUGGUCUGUACGCUCUCGACAUGCAGAUUGGGAAGGCCAAUUACACUGGAAUAACUUUGGCCUCCGUUUCCAAAUGUCUGCCUCGUGUGGUGAAAGUUUGAAACGUCACCUGAAUCGAGAUCGUUCUCCCAUUCACAUGUUUGUUAUAUCUUGUAAUCGGGGAUCCCCAGUGGCAGUUGCACCAGCUCAUCUCCAUGUGCAAUCCAAAACUUUGUUUGAGUGCUCAAGUAUGUACCCCCCUGUACAUAUUUUACACAUGAAUGAUUGUACUGUCCAUUAAUCUGAACAGUGUUUUACGCAUUACCUCAACACUUAACGGGGAAAAAACAAGUGUUCGUUUUUUUUUGUGUUUGUAUUCAUUCUGAUUGCUGUUGACAGCUGAUCCAGGAACUUCCUCCAUUUUGCUCUGGAGAUGACGUGAAAUUUGUUGUUUAACAACACUUCCCGAAAAGAAUGAUAAGCCUUCUAUGAUGACUGUGUUAGAUGGGAAUGUUUCAGAUCUCAUUUUCACUCAUUUGUUGUCAUCAAUAAAAACCGCUUUAAAUUGUUCUUGUUCUUCAUUCAUUUUGAGGUUCCUCGUGUUUUUUAUUAUGUUUAUUUAGUUUUCCAUGUUUAGUUAUC
Molecule: messenger RNA, 6988 nt
Organism: Menidia menidia (Atlantic silverside)
Lineage: Eukaryota; Metazoa; Chordata; Actinopteri; Atheriniformes; Atherinopsidae
Source: the annotation of a GenBank genome assembly